Molecule: messenger RNA, 1810 nt
Organism: Xyrauchen texanus (razorback sucker)
Lineage: Eukaryota; Metazoa; Chordata; Actinopteri; Cypriniformes; Catostomidae
Product: eIF5-mimic protein 2-B-like
Exons: 12
Coding region: 101-1363 (420 amino acids)
Cellular component (GO): cytoplasm; membrane
Molecular function (GO): protein binding
Source: RefSeq, a predicted model, not a curated record
UCCGCGUGGCAGUGAAGUACUGUGCUUGCUUUGUGUUCUUCUGGUCAUUCUUGGUUUGCAACCAGUUGUUUCUGUUCCAAUAAUUCGGGUGUCUUUUUUUAUGAGUCAUCAAAAGCAGCAGAAGCCAACGCUAACAGGCCAGCGUUUUAAGACACGGAAAAGAGAUGAAAAGGAGAGAUUUGACCCUACACAGUUUCAGGAGUGCGUUGUUCAAGGACUGAAUCAAACUGGCUCUGAUUUGGACGCUGUUGCAAAGUUCCUUGAUUCAUCUGGUGCCAAGCUUGACUAUCGACGCUAUGCUGAAACCCUCUUUGAUAUCCUGGUGGCUGGUGGAAUGCUGGCUCCAGGAGGUGCCAUAUCCGAUGACAUGACUCGGACUCACUUCUGUCUCUUUACUGCAGAAGAGGAUGUCAAAACCAUGCAGGCCUAUGCUCAGGUUUUUAACAAGCUUAUCAGGCGUUACAAGUACCUGGAGAGGGGUUUCGAAGAGGAGAUGAAAAAGUUGCUCCUUUUUUUAAAAGGGUUCAGUGAGUCUGAGCGCAACAAACUUGCCAUGCUCGCUGGCAUCUUGCUGGCUAAUGGGAACGUAUCAGCUUCAAUUCUAAGCAGCCUCUUCAAUGAGAACUUAAUCAAAGAAGGGUUGUCUCCAGCCUUCGCUGUCAAGCUGUUCAAAUCCUGGAUCAAUGAGAAGGACAUUAACUCAGUGGCUACCUGUCUCCGUAAGGUUGGCAUAGAUGGAAGGUUGAUGGAGCUGUUUCCAGUGAACAAGCGGAGCAAUGAAUAUUUUUCGAAAUACUUCACUGAUGCUGGCCUCAAGGAGCUCUCUGAUAUUUCCCGUAACCAGCAGUCCUUAGGAGCUCGCAAGGAGCUUCAAAAAGAGCUCCAAGAGCAGAUUUCUCAAGGGAUUUCUUCUAAAGAGAUCAUCGCCUAUUGUAAGGAAGAAAUGUUGAGGAGCAGCAUCACGGAGCAGAAGAUGAUUUGUAUCAUGUGGAGCAGUAUCAUGAGCACCGUGGAGUGGAAUAAGAAAGAGGAGCUGGUUACUGAACAAGCCAUUAAACACUUGAAGCAACACAGCGCUCUCCUGAAGGCCUUCUCUACACAGGACCUCUCUGAGCUCAGCCUACUGCUGAAGAUGCAAGAGUACUGUUAUGACAACAUCCACUUCAUGAGAACUUUCCAGAAGAUUGUCUUGCUCCUCUAUAAAGUGGAUGUCUUGAGUGAAGAGGCUAUUCUUAAGUGGUAUACUGAAGCUCACCUGGCCAAAGGAAAGAGUGUUUUCCUGGAGCAGAUGAAGAAGUUUGUGGAGUGGCUGAAAAAUGCUGAAGAGGAAUCCGAGUCGGAGUCUGAAGAGGAAACGGACUAAGUGACUAAAGCCAUUCUGGAAUGAGGACUUGCGGUUUGCUGUAGAAGAUUCUCCUGUAUUCUGAUUUUUCCUGAUUAUUUAAGGGCUUAAUUUACAACCUGCGUUAAAAUUGACAAAACAAACUUUACUUCUCAGUGCCAUGUAUGUUAGCUGCUAAAACCUUUCCAGGUGGUUUGUGAUGCAAUGUAUGAGUAAGCUUAUAAAUUACCGGCAUGGUAAAACUUUUUUUUUUUUUUUUUUUUCCUCCAUAUGAAUUUACUUUUUGUAGACCUUUCUCCCUUCAGGAAUUUAAAAACCUGAGCGCUUUUAUCAUUGGCUUUUGUUUUUUUGCUGACAUGCAAUUUUUUUGACUAUUGUUCACAAAAGUGUACUGUAAACAGCAUCUUGAUGGUUUUAUCCUUUACCUUGACAUCACUUUUUAUAAUAAAGGGAAUAUAUUGAAAAUAA